GAUUAUGCCAAAACUGGCCACACUGCAGGACGCGGCAUUUUCUGUGUUGACAGCGUACGAUCGUUGCAAUUGUAACCUAUUUAAAAUUUCAAACAAUAUUAUUUGCAUGUGUGAUUAUAACGUUGUAGGAAGUAUGUACUAAAGAGCUUGUGCACUAUUUGUACGAAUCAAGCUUAUCUUAUUUAAAAAUUAGUGAAUCGAAGAUUUAUCAUUUAAGCGUUUACAAUUAUUUCUCAUGACAAAAUUAUAAAUAAAAUCUCAUUAAUUUCAAAUAAUCACGAGCAAGAAAAAUGUCAGGACCAAUGGUAUUAUGCCAGUUAUGGAUGGGAGGAUUAGAGCCAUAUAUGACAGAGAGUUUUAUUAUGAAUGCUUUUCAUAAAAUGGGAGAGCAACCACAAACUGUUAAAGUAAUGAGGAAUCGUUAUACUGGUGAACCAGCAGGUUAUUGUUUUGUUCAUUUUCCAACUGAUGAGAUGGCACUUGACGCAAUGCACAAACUAAAUGGCAAAGUUAUUCCUGGUUCUAAUCCAGCUGUAAGAUUUCGAUUAAAUCAUGCUAGUACAACGGGAAAACCAGCGGCUGAACGAGAAUUCAGUAUUUGGGUCGGAGAUUUAUCAACAGACGUCGAUGACUAUUCUUUGUAUAGAGCAUUUGCUGCCAAAUAUAAUUCAAUUAGAACUGCAAAAGUAAUUUUAGAUAGUUCUGGGUUUAGUAAAGGAUAUGGUUUUGUUAGAUUUGCUAAUGAGGAAGAGCAGAAAAAUAGUCUGGUUACUAUGAACGGAUACAGAGGACUGGGAACAAAGUCGUUAAAAAUUUGCAAUGCUGUUCCUAGGCCCUGGAAUAAACUGUCAGGUUCUACUCCUCCGCAAUCAUCGUCUGAAUAUACAGCAUCGAAUAUGAAUUCGGAUUCGUAUAACUACUAUGAUACGUCGUCGUAUUGGAACAGUUACAGCGCGUGGCAACAAGGUUACUAUGAAAGUGAACCUACGUCAGACGGAUAUAAUAGUUAUGUAUCGGAUCAAAAACCUGAAGAAGAUGAAUUGGAAUUGAUUGAGCAUUCAAUUCCUACAGAUAUCGAUAAACUUAAUAGAGAAAUAAUAGAACAAGACUAUAAUUUGUGGGAUGCAUUGGAAAGUUCAAAAUGGAUACCGUGUGAUACACUAGAAUUAUGUUAUUAGAGAUCCUUUAUAUGCAUUAGUUUUAUUUCUUACGUUUGUUCCUUACUUCAUUAAGAAUUUAAAUAAAUUUUUAGUCCGUGUACAAACAUUAUAUUGGAAACAAUCUCUAACCAAAAUAUUAUUCUGUAUUCCUUAAACUUUAAGAAUUAUUUAACACCUUUCUUAAGAAUCUUUGACAAUAGUCCUAUCUUGCUAUUGUUUUAACAACAAAGUUACAACAAAUGGGCACAAUAACUAUAUAUCGUAAUCCUAGUGUGAAGGUUUGUUAUUAAAUUCCCGGCUUCAAUGUUAAUUACUAUGUAAUUAAAUGGAGUCUUUUACACAAAAUUGACAAGCCCGGAUGCUGGCACAGCAAACAAUUUUUUAUUACAAUGUAAAGCUAUCUGACAUUGGACUCAGAAUUGUAAAAAAUUGGUGCUGGGGAAAUGUUUGUUUCUUGUUCGAAUUGGAUCACUUCUCGAGUAGCUUCAAUAGAAUACAUAUUGGUAUUUUUAUGAAAGUGAAAAAGAUGAGCAAAUCGUUUAAGGCAGGUUAAUUGAGGCAGUUGAAAAUAAAUCCUGUAUAUGGAAUGAAACUAGAGACUACUACAAUUUGUCAUAAAAAAAUACAAAAUUCAUCCAUGUACCUACACCCUAUCCUCUAUUUCUAAUGUUUUGCGAGAUAUUCGAGUAAAUACGUUUUACUGUCUUUACUUUGAGUUAAAUAUGGAAUGCAAAAUCGUUUAGAAAUCUGAAAGAAUAAGUGUAAAAUUCAAUUUAAAAAUCAUCCGACCAGCGACAUAAAGUUUGAAUAACCGAAUGUUACAAAUUUUCGAGAUCCCGCCCUAAUCUAGAGCUCGGGUACUCGUAUAUCCUUAGUACUUACACAUAUUAGUAAAGCAUAAUGUAUGAAAUAUAAAAUUUUAGUUAUAAUUAAUCUCACCGAGUAGACCG
Molecule: messenger RNA, 2110 nt
Organism: Colletes gigas
Lineage: Eukaryota; Metazoa; Arthropoda; Insecta; Hymenoptera; Colletidae
Gene: Secp43
Product: tRNA selenocysteine 1-associated protein 1
Exons: 5
Coding region: 291-1178 (295 amino acids)
Molecular function (GO): RNA binding
Source: RefSeq, a predicted model, not a curated record